AUGCUGAGAAGUCUGAAAGGACUUGUCUGCCAUCCUCUAAAGCUGGACCACGGCUAUGCCCUCCACACAGCAGCCAAGGAUUGCUUGAGUUCCGUUGUCGGCCAGGACGUCCAAACGCUGGCAGAGAGACCACGAGCAGUUUUCUGUACCAGCGAGAACGACCCGGCCAACCACACAGAGCAGCACGAGGGUCGUCACUACAGCAUUCCGCUUGAGGAGGUGAAAGCCGUGUUUCCCCAUGGCCUGCCCCGUCGGUUCCAGCAGCAGAUUAAGACCUUCAACGAAGCCUGCCUGAUGGUGCGCAGGCCAGCGCUGGAGCUGUUCGCUUACCUGAAAAGCUCCAACUUCGCGCACCCGGCUGUCAGAUACGUCAUCUAUGGUGAGAAAGGAACAGGGAAAACCAUGACCCUGUGUCACGUGGUUCACUACUGCGCAAGGCAAGGCUGGCUGGUGCUGCACGUCCCAGACGCUCAUCUCUGGGUGAAAAAUUGCAAGGAGCUUAUGCAGUCUUCCUACAACAAAGAACGGCUUGAUCAGCCCUUGCAAGCAUCUUUCUGGCUCAAGAACUUCAAGAUCUCCAACGAGCGCUUCCUAAGAGAGAUAAAAACACAAAAAAAAUACGUGUGGGGCAAACAGGAGAGCACUGAGGAGGGCCGGCCCUUGGGAGAAGUGGUGGAGCAGGGUUUAGCUCGUGUGAGAAAUGCCAGCGAUGCUGUCGGGGUCGUGCUGAAAGAGCUAAAGCAGCAAAGUCACCUCGGCUCCUUCCGACUUCUCGUGGCGGUGGACGGCGUCAACGCGCUCUGGGGAAGGACUACGUUGAAGAAAGAAGACAAAAGCCCUGUUUCUCCGGAGGAGCUGACACUUGUGUACAAUCUGAGGAAGAUGAUGAUGAAUAAUUGGAGCGGAGGUGCGAUUGUGACCACCCUCACCCAGACGGGCUCUCUCUUCAGGCCCAGUUCUGCCUAUCUGCCCCAGGAGCUGCUGGGCAAG
Messenger RNA from Leptosomus discolor (cuckoo roller), 990 nucleotides. Lineage: Eukaryota; Metazoa; Chordata; Aves; Leptosomiformes; Leptosomidae. The record is from RefSeq and is a predicted model, not a curated record.